Messenger RNA from Beta vulgaris subsp. vulgaris (sugar beet), 2493 nucleotides. Its product is annotated as anthocyanidin 3-O-glucosyltransferase 5. The transcript has a single exon. Bases 1087 to 2493 code for a protein of 468 amino acids. Gene Ontology annotation, molecular function: UDP-glycosyltransferase activity. The record is from RefSeq and is a predicted model, not a curated record. NCBI's taxonomy places the organism in Eukaryota, Viridiplantae, Streptophyta, Magnoliopsida, Caryophyllales, Amaranthaceae.
AAUCCGAUCAGAUUUAUGCUGAUAUUUUACCUAACUACGUGUGAAUGCCAUUAGUAUUUGGAUUCAUUGAAGAUUUUAGAAAAUUUUUUAAAUGAAUAACAAUUAACAAAUACUAAUAUCUAAAUUUUUUUACUGGUAAUAAGAAAAACCUUGUCCAAACUCCAACCAACACCUCCUCAGUGCUCAGUCCUCGAGAAUAUUUAUAGUACACCCGGGUGUACCAUGCUCAUGGUACACCCGGGUGUACCAUGCUCAUGGUACACCCGGGUGUACCAUGCUCAUGGUACACCCAAGACUAUUUUCUCCAAAUGAGCAAAAUGCGCGAAUGAGCAAAUGAGUAAAAUGAACAAUGAGCAAAUGAGCAAACAUUUCUACUCAUUUAAGAAAAUGAGCAAAUACUUUUAUUACAAAAUGAGCAAAAUGAGCAGAUGAGUAAAUGAACAAAUUGCCCAUAUGAGCAAAUUUGGUGUCAAAUGAGCAUCUGAAAUUCUAAUUUAUUACAAAAAUACCCCCGGAUGUACCAUGCUCAUGGUACACCCGGGUGUACCAUGAGUGAACUCCUCAGUCCUCACCUUCAAAAGAAAAAAAAAAGUGUAAAAUUUAGUCAUAUAACCUUAAGGUCACAAAUCACAAUAAAUAAAAACUCUUAGCACUAGAAUGAACGGGGUACAUCUAUCGAUUUUUUACCAUAUAUGUCUAGGAGUCUAGGACAGUCAGAAUAGGACAAUAUAUUUUUAUUGUCUAAACCCGUAAUUGUCUUAACUUUUUUUUUCUAUUUGUAAUUGAGGAUUUUUUUUUUAUCUAUAUAAGCCUACAAAAAAAAAAAAAAAAAAAUCGAACUUGUUGUUCACAUCACCUAAUCUUAACCACUAAACUAAAAUAUUUUUUGUAUUUGUUUUUGAUCCAUAUGAGCCACGAAGGCAGUAUAUUCUUUGUAUUUGUAAUUGAAGGUUUGAUAUUCAUUGAAAUGCAUACCAACAUAGCAACGGCCAUAUCAAUCUAUAAGCUAAGUAUAAAUAUGACCACACACCAUAAAAUUUUCUGAUUAUCUCCAUCAUACCUUUGCCUGUUCCUCCUUUAAUAACCAUGGUAAUCUCAUCAAAAACCCACGUUGCGCUCCUUGCUAGCCCGGGCUCAGGCCAUUUGAUCCCCGUAGUAGAGCUAGCCAAGCGCCUAGCUGCGCAUCAUGAACUGACCAUAACCAUCUUUGCCGUCACCCCUUCCGUCCACCGUGCAGAGGAUGAGAUAUACGGCUCUGCCAUUUCGUCGUGGCGCGGGGUCAUCAACACCGUGAUCCUCCCUACCGAAACACAAAAUUUCCCAUCCAAACAAUCCUUCAUCCCUACGCUGUUGGAUAUGAUGAGGGAUGCUCUCCCUGCCUUACGCUCCGCAAUCAACGGCAUGAAGAACAAACCCAUUGCUCUGAUUGUCGACCAAUUUAGUACAGAGGCAAUCAAGACGAUCGCCCAAGAGUUUAACAUGUUCAAGUACGUGUUCAUUGCUUCUAAUGCAAUGUUUUUGUCCUACAAUUUAUAUCUUCCGCACGUCGAUAAAGUGGUGAACCGGGAUGAACCGUUUUAUAUCCCUGGUUGUGAACCGAUCCCGGGUGAGGAUCUACUUGAACUAACCUUUAUCCCCGAUGAACGGCCUUACAAAGACUUCGUCCGUAUGGGCUACGACAUCGCCGCGGUUGAUGGCAUUUUGGUGAACACAUGGGAUGAUCUUGAGGCCAAGACGCUUCUUGCAUUUAAGGAUUUAAGGUUCAUGAAAGAAAUUGCUAAAGCACCGGUUUAUCCCAUUGGACCUGUGGUUAGAACGGGUGAACCAAAAGGUUUAAAACCCGAGUUAAUCAAAUGGCUGGACCGGCAACCAAAUGAGUCUGUUGUUUAUGUUUCAUUUGGGAGUGGUGGGACCAUAUCAGCUCAACAGACUAUUGAAUUAGCCAUGGGUUUGGAGUUGAGUAAGCAACGAUUUAUUUGGGUGAUCCGACCUCCUAUAGAAAAUGACAAUGCAGGUUCCUUGUUUAAGUCCAUGCAUGGUGAGGGAGGGCUCUCUAAGUAUCUGCCGGACGGAUUCGUCGAUCGAACACACGAGGUAGGUUUUAUUGUGCCAAUGUGGGCUCCUCAAGACGAGAUCCUGCCCCAUCGAUCAAUCGGAGCAUUCGUUUGUCAUUGUGGGUGGAAUUCUACUUUGGAAAGUAUUGUAAAUGGGGUGCCUAUUAUCGCUUGGCCUCUUUAUGCAGAGCAAAAAAUGAAUGCAACUAUGCUUGUUAAUAAUCUUGGGAUUGCAGUUCGAUCUCAUGUGAAACCUAGCAUGGAGCUAGUGGAAAGGGGUGAGAUAGCAAAAAUGGUGAGAAGGGUGAUGGUGGAUAAGGAAGGAAUAGGCAUAAGAACAAGGGUCAAUGAGUUGAAAGCAAGUGCAAAUAAGGCCUUGAGCGAGGGUGGAUCUUCUUAUAACGCAUUGUCCGAGGUAGUUAAAAAGAUUGUGAGCUGA